AUGGUGUCUAUCACGGCCGUACGGGACAACAACUGCGCCAUCCCUCGUCUCUACGGGUCUAAUCUGGUGGCGGUUUUUGUCGGUGGAACGAGCGGGAUAGGCGAAUCGACAGCGCGCGCAUUCAUACGCAAUACAACCGCCUCCCGUGCCUAUUUGAUUGGGCGCGACCAGACAAGAGCAAGCCGCAUCAUCGACGAACUACGGCAGAUCAAACCAGACUCGCGGAUUGAGUUUAUCAAGGCGGAUGUGUCUCUUCUACGGGAGGUCGAUGAGGUUUGCAAAAAUAUUAAGAAGGAAGAGGAUCGAUUGAAUCUGUUGUUUUUGAGCCCGGGGACUGGGGCGUUGAGCGGGCGUGAUGAUACUAGCGAAGGACUGGACAAAAAGCUAACCCUCCACUAUUAUGCCCGGAUGCGGUUCGUGGCGAAUCUCCUCCCGCAGCUUGUAAAGGCUGGCGAAGAACAACAGCCGCACCGGCUCUCGCGUGUGGUAUCGGUACUUGAAGCUGGAGGCGAAGCAGCACUUCAUCUAGACGAUCUUUCUCUCGAAACCCAUUAUUCGCUCCGCAACUGCGCAAAACAUGCCAUUACCAUGAACUCCGUUGCAAUGGAGCAUCUGGCUGCAUUGUACCCCCAGACUUCAUUUGUUCACUCUUUCCCCGGAGUUGUGCGGACACGUCUAGACCGGGACCUGAGUGGUAUUGCCAGGAGUGCAAUGAGCACCUUGAUAUUUCUCGCCCGGCCUUGGGAGAUUUCAUUUGAGGAAAGCGGGGAGAGACAUCUGUAUGCAGCGACAAGUCUGCGGUUCGCAUCGCAGAUGUGCGGAGACAAGGUGGAUGCUGCCGAAGGUUCGAAUGGGAUGAUUGGGAGUGGCUUCUAUCGGCUUGAUUCCACCGGAUCGACCUAUAAACCCAGUCGAAUCAUGCAGGUUUAUCGUGAGCAAGGGGUGAGAGGGCUCAUCUGGGACCACACACUCUGUGUCUUUGAGAGAGUUCGCGGGGGUUUUGAGACUUGGGUCAUGACGAAGUAG
Aspergillus melleus is the source of this 1026-nucleotide messenger RNA. RefSeq lists its product as uncharacterized. Lineage: Eukaryota; Fungi; Ascomycota; Eurotiomycetes; Eurotiales; Aspergillaceae. The record is from RefSeq and is a predicted model, not a curated record. Bases 1 to 1026 code for a protein of 341 amino acids. The transcript is spliced from 3 exons. Gene Ontology annotation, biological process: secondary metabolic process.